Molecule: messenger RNA, 1590 nt
Organism: Anopheles funestus (African malaria mosquito)
Lineage: Eukaryota; Metazoa; Arthropoda; Insecta; Diptera; Culicidae
Gene: fy
Product: protein fuzzy homolog
Exons: 3
Coding region: 30-1244 (404 amino acids)
Biological process (GO): vesicle-mediated transport; non-motile cilium assembly
Source: RefSeq, a predicted model, not a curated record
AUUAUCGUAAAAAGUUCACAGAAACCAACAUGUCCAUACAUUUAAUGUGUCUUACCUCUGACGGAGGUGUGCCGAUUUAUUCGAAAAAAAGAGGCGAUAGUGAAAACCUUCCUUUUUCCACGAUCGCCUCACUAAACGGAGUUCACAUGUUUUGCAAAUCGCAGGGUGUCGAUCUUCCCAUCACUUACCUCGAGGAUAGCAUGAUCAUGUGGAAAGAGUUCGAGGGCACCAUCGUGAUGAUCGGCAUCGCGAGAGACAUUACCGAGAAGACGCUUCGCCAUCUACUCGAUUAUUCCUACCAAGCGAUGGUGUUUUGUGUUGGUAUACAUUCCAUCAAGAAAAUUAAGAACAUCGAUCGUUUUAAACGGGAGCUAAAGAACUACUACCCGUUGAUCGAUCAGCUACUGGAGGUGGUGGAAAGUGAUCUCUUUCGCUACGUCGAUUGUGUCCUGUGCUCCGAAAGUAUGGGAAUGCUGACGAAGCUGAACGAGUUUAGUGUCCAGAUUGGUUCGCCUUUCUGUGCGAUUCUGGUCCGACAGCGAAUCGCUUGCGGAACAGAAGGGUGGUGGGAUUUAGAUGUAAUUGAUCGGAAACUUCUAAUGUUACUGCUGAACGCAUCCAGCACCAUCCAGCAAGAUGUGCCAGUUUAUUUACCAAAAAAAUCCCCUAGCAUUGCGUAUCGUUUCAUAAGCAUUCCGCUGACGCAGGGAGUCAGCAUCUGUGCGCUUUGCGGUGCCGAGCCGAAGUAUGAUGUACUGCAGGGGCUUAGUCAACAGUUCUGGAUGAGCGAACUCGAUAUGCUAAUUUCGGCCGAACAGAAGUAUCCGAAAAGUUUCCCCACCAGUGUCGAGCUGGAUUCGCACAUAUUGGGAUUUUUGUUGUUAAAUCGCGAGCACGCAAAAUACGUCAUGUCACGGGGCGUUGUACAAUCGCUCAGCAAUACUCCUGGUGGAAAAUCUCGAACAGGUACAAUGUCCAGUGGAACAUCCGCCCACCGGUUGGACAUACUGCGAUCGUUCUUCCAUCAGUCGGUUGAUGUGAUGGAGGAAACGUUACGCGAAGGUGAUCGAGUGAUGAAUCUUGAACAGUACUGGUGUUCCGACUAUCACAAAUGUCACGCCCUCAUCGAGGGAAGCAAUGUCCUUUGCGUGCUGUAUACAUCCGCGAUUCCAACGCACAUCAUGAGGAUAGUAACACAAAAAACACUGAACACGUUGAUAUCGGAUAAGGAUGUGUGCUGGUAGCAGAAUCGACUCGCACGACAACGGAGAGGGCGACCGAGCUGGUUAUAUCAUCAUUCAAUCAUCACAUCUACAUCUCAUGCAUACGGUUUAUUUAUAUUCCACAAUAUUAUGCCCACUUGCCACUGUUUGCGCUAAUAUAAAUUAAACAACACACACUCAACGAAAAUGGCGUGUAAGGGAGCUUUUGCACAAUUAACUUUAAAUGUUGUCUUUUAUAUGUUUCCAGUGAGGGCUAUGCAAUGCAAUGUGAUUAGGACGUACUUUAAGUUUACUACUUGUAUCGAUUUGGCUUAUGCUUAUGGAGUGGGCUCGUUAGAAGAGCAGACGGAAAUAAAGAAAAGCUGAA